Molecule: messenger RNA, 3099 nt
Organism: Colletotrichum chrysophilum
Lineage: Eukaryota; Fungi; Ascomycota; Sordariomycetes; Glomerellales; Glomerellaceae
Gene: HIR1
Product: HIR complex subunit
Exons: 3
Coding region: 1-3099 (1032 amino acids)
Biological process (GO): regulation of DNA-templated transcription; DNA-templated transcription; chromatin remodeling
Cellular component (GO): HIR complex; nucleus
Molecular function (GO): protein binding; nucleosome binding
Source: RefSeq, a predicted model, not a curated record
AUGCGCGUCAUCAAGCCAACAUGGCUGAGCCAUAGCGGCGAGCAGAAGGACUUCGAGGUCUACAGCUGUCACGUCUCCGCCGACGGCAAGCGCCUCGCGACUGCAGGUGGUGAUGGACAUGUGCGCGUCUGGUCGACUGAGGCCAUCUACGGCGAUGCCAUUGAAGGCUCCGAGAAGAAGCCGCGACAGCUCUGCCACAUGAGCCACCACCUGGGCACCAUUCACUCCGUCCGCUUCUCGCCAAACGGUCGCUACCUUGCUUCCGGCGCCGACGACAAGCUCAUCUGCGUCUACCACCUCGACAAGAGCCCUCCCGUGGCUUCUUUCGGUCUGGGCUCCGAACCUCCCCCGGUCGAGAAUUGGAAGACAUACAAGCGUCUAGUCGGCCACGAGAACGAUGUUCAGGACCUCGCCUGGUCUUUCGACUCGUCCAUACUGGUCUCAGUUGGUCUCGACUCCAAGAUUGUCGUGUGGUCGGGCCACAGCUUCGAGAGGCUCAAGACAAUCACCGUCCACUCCAGUCACGUCAAGGGAAUCACCUUCGACCCUGCAAACAAGUUCUUCGCGACUGCCUCCGACGACCGAACCAUCAAGAUCUUCCGAUUCACUCCUCCCGCGCCGAAUGCGACACAACAUGACAUGGUCAACAACUUCGUGCUCGAGACGACGAUCAGCGCACCAUUUAAGAGCUCGCCGUUGACGACGUACUUCCGCAGAUGCUCUUGGUCCCCCGACGGCAAUCACAUUGCGGCACCAAACGCCGUGAACGGUCCAGUCAGCUCCGUGGCCAUAAUAGAGCGCACGCGAUGGGAUAGUGAGAUCAACCUCAUCGGCCACGAGGGCCCGACCGAAGUCUGCAUGUUCUCCCCUCGCCUGUUCCAUACCGAAAACCCAGCCGACAAUCCUGACAACAACGGCCUUGUUACGGUCAUCGCAUCAGCUGGUCAGGACAAGACGUUGAGCAUAUGGAACACCAACACCAGUAGACCGGUGGUCAUCCUCCAGGACGUCGCUGGAAAGUCAAUAUCGGACCUUGCCUGGUCCCCCGACGGCGGAACAAUCUUCGCUUCAAGUCUCGACGGCUCCGUGGUUGGCAUUCAAUUCGAUCGCGGAGAGCUCGGGUGGGUUGCCAAUGCGGAGGAGAACGACAAGGCGCUGCAAAAAUACGGGGCGUCGAGGAAGGGUAUGGGUAUCGCGGAAGAUAUCGAAAACCUCAACCUGGAGAAUCAGAGCAAGGCCGGCGAGUCCAGGGCCGCUGAAUCACGAAUGGGUGCUCUCAUGGGUGACGGUCCAUCGAAAGACGGAGCACCUACGACGAACGGAACAAAGCCUAGCGGAUCGGCGACGGGCACCUCGACACCGAAGCCAACCAACGGCAACGUCGAGCCCGAGAAGGAGAAGGAGAAGCCGGCAGAAGAGCCCGCAGACAAGUCGGCAGAGAGGGUCAAGGAGCUCAAGUCGCGGGUGACUGUUGGCAAAGACGGCAGGAAACGUGUGGCGCCUCUUCUGGUGUCUGCGUCAGGCACCGGUCAAUCAUCCCUGCCUCAGACACAACUUGUCGGAUCUACCUCAUCGAAGGCAGCACAGAACGAUGCCCCACAAACAAUCUUGGAUCUCGACAGGCCAUUUGACGGUCUUCCCAAGGGAGGAGUUGCCGCCAUGCUUCUGGGUAACAAGCGGAAGGUAGCGGCGAUCGAAGGCGAGGAAGAGGAAGAGCACGCGUCGAAGCGCCAGGCAACAACCGGUCCCACGGCAGUCGUGCUCAACGGCGUGGAUGGAGCUGAGCCAGCUUCAGUCGUGCCAGCAUUACAUGGAGUUGUACCUACACCGGAGUACCUCCGUCCAGCAGUGCUAAACCCAUCAAUCGCCUUUGCACAGAUUCGCCUCGCUGUUCCCAAGGUCAGAGCACAGAUCGUACGUCCCCUGGAGCGGGGUGUCCUGCUGCCUGAGAGUAGCACCGAUGAGGCGUCCAAGGUACCGGAGAACAUCAUCCUGGAAGCUCGAAACCCAGUUCAGAUUAGGGAUCCAUCUCACAUUUCAGCUACCAAGCGUGGAACACUGCUGUGGCAGGAUUACCUCCCCAGAGCAGUCAUCUUGGUCACUGGCAACAAGACUUUCUGGGCGGCAGCUUGCGAGGACGGAAGUGUCUUCACCUGGACACCCGCCGGUCGUCGGCUGAUGAACCCAAUCAUCAUGGAGUCUCAGCCCGUCAUCCUCGACUGUCGCCACAAUUAUCUCCUAUGCAUCAACGCUGUCGGAUUAUGUCACGUCUGGGAUGUGCAGAGGCAAGCAGCCACUCACCCACCAGUCUCUCUUGGCCCCGUUCUCGAGCUUGCUACUACCACGCUGAACCUCAACUCCACGACACCAGGCCCAGGCAUCACGUCGGCGCAAUUGAACUCAGCCGGACAUAUCGUUGUCACCCUUACCAACGGAGAUGGCUAUUACUAUACCCGUGACAUGUACUGCUGGCAGAGAGUCAGCGAGGCCUGGUGGGCUGUCGGCUCCCAAUACUGGAAUAGCAACGACUCCGCUAUUAGUGCCCUUCAGUCAACCGCCGUCGGCCCCGUCACACCCGCCAAGCCGAAGGACACCGACACCGCCAACGUCUCUGCCGGUAUCAUUCCGUACCUCGAGCGUCACACUACCAACGAAUUCCUGCUCAAGGGCCGCGCAUACACCUUGCAGCGCAUUGUUAAGAUGCUGCUCUCCAAGGAUGGAUUCGAAGGCUUCGAGUCGACGGUCAGCAUUGCCCAUCUCGAGAACCGCAUCGCCGCCACCCUGCACUUGGAUGCGAGGGACGAGUUCCGUCUUUAUCUCUUCAUGUACGCCAAGCGCAUCGGUGCCGAGGGCCACCGCGGCAAGGUGGAGGAACUCCUCAACAGCCUCAUUGGCGGCAUUCUUAAGGACAAGGACGAGAAGGAGACGGGACGGGGCUGGUUUAGCAACGAGGAGGACAUCUGCGGCUGGGACCGGAAGGAGCUGCUGAAGGGCGUGGUCAUGAUUCUCGGAAAAUUCCGAGAACUUCAACGACUGACGAUCCAAUACGCCCGCCUUCUCGACCUGAACCUCGAGAGCGAUGGUAUGGACAUCGAGUAA